Acanthosepion pharaonis is the source of this 714-nucleotide messenger RNA. NCBI's taxonomy places the organism in Eukaryota, Metazoa, Mollusca, Cephalopoda, Sepiida, Sepiidae. The record is from the annotation of a GenBank genome assembly.
AUGUUCUCUUUAACAUCGGUCCAAGAAAAAAUCCUCUGCAGUGCGACACCCAAAGAUCGAACUCACUACAUAAGAAAAAUUGUUUAUUUGCUUGAUUCUUUAAUUCUUUCUUUCUAUCUAUCGAUGCCUGUCGUAUCUAUCUAUCUAUCUAUCUCUGCCUGUUCGUAUCUAUCUAUCUAUCUAUCUAUCUAUCUAUCUAUCUAUCGCUGCCUGUCGUAUCUAUCUAUCUAUCUAUCUAUCUAUCUAUCGCUGCCUGUCGUAUCUAUCUAUCUAUCUAUCUAUCUAUCUAUCUAUCUAUCUCUGCCUGUUCGUAUCUAUCUAUCUAUCUAUCUAUCUAUCUAUCUAUCUAUCUAUCGCUGCCUGUUCGUAUCUAUCUAUCUAUCUAUCUAUCUAUCUAUCUAUCUAUCUAUCGCUGCCUGUCGUAUCUAUCUAUCUAUCUAUCUAUCUAUCUAUCUAUCUAUCUAUCUCUAUAUUUGCAAUAUAAGUUUUCCAAAACUAUCUAUCUAUCUAUCUAUCUAUCUAUCUAUGUCUGUUCGUAUCUAUCUAUCUCAGUCUGUUCGUAUCUAUCUAUCUAUCUAUCUAUAUAUAGAUAUGAAGAUCUAUCGAUCUCAAUCUGUUUAUAUCUAUCUAUCUAUCUAUCUAUCUAUCUAUCUAUCUAUUUUCUGUCUUUUAAAUGUCGUUAUUGUCUUGUCAUCGUAUUGUUCAGUCUUUUAA